Panicum hallii is the source of this 1635-nucleotide messenger RNA. RefSeq names its product transcription factor bHLH49-like. Bases 455 to 1504 code for a protein of 349 amino acids. Lineage: Eukaryota; Viridiplantae; Streptophyta; Magnoliopsida; Poales; Poaceae. Gene Ontology annotation, biological process: regulation of DNA-templated transcription. The transcript has 6 exons. The record is from RefSeq and is a predicted model, not a curated record. Gene Ontology annotation, molecular function: DNA-binding transcription factor activity; protein dimerization activity. Gene Ontology annotation, cellular component: nucleus.
GAGCCAUUGCAGAUGCCAGCUGAAGAAACACGCUGCCCCCACACUCUUUUAUCCAGCCUUACCUCACAUGACCGCACCUAAAGGCAUCACUGCAGCAGGGCCAAAUCCAGUCUCCCAUGGCCAAGUACCAUCGCCCCAAGCAAAGGUCUCCCUCCCCUCCCCUCCCCUCCCCUAUCCAUCCGCCCGUCGUCCUCCCUAUAUAUAUGGAUUGGGAAAUUUUCCGGGAGGGCACGGACGCGGGGGAUCGAAAGGGACGCGCAAGCUUCACGCACAAGCUCCUACAUAAUUGCUAGCCAGGCUGCUUGAAUUCUCUCUUCACCGGGGGGCUCGGGCUCACGCACCACCUGCGCCAAGCAGCAGCAGCUUGAGCCGAAGAAGAAGCCUUGUCACUUGUCAGGCAUCGUCGGCUUUUGUUUAGGCGAAAAGUGGUGAGCUCGUCUCGGGAGGGCUGGUGAUGGCGCGAUGCCAGGGGACCGUCGGGAGCCUGUGCCAGGGGCUGCUGGACCUCGACGACGACAAGUUCGGCGCAAUGUGCAGCGCAUUCGGUUACCUCCAGGAGUGGCCGGACCUGGGCGCCAUGUGCGGCGCGAGCCUUGGUGCGACGCCGGGCGCCGGCGACGGCAACGACGACUCCUCCUGCAACGGCAGCGGCGGGCUCAAGAAGAGGGGGCCGGACGCGUGCCUCGACGCCAAGGGUGAUGGCAACGACAUGAGCAAGAGACCCAGAGGGAAGCAGCAGCAGCAGCUGUGUGGCCUCGUUGAGGUCGCGGCGCCCGGGAAAGGGAAGCAGGAGAGACCAAAGGCCGGCACCAAGAAGAAGGCGGAGGCGGCGUCGACGGCGGCGGCUGCCGGCCAGAAGACCGACUACAUCCACGUCCGGGCACGCCGCGGCCAGGCCACGGACAGCCACAGCCUCGCCGAGCGGGUGAGGAGGGAGAGGAUCAGCGAGCGGAUGAGGUAUCUGCAGGAGCUGGUGCCCGGGUGCAGCAAGGUCACCGGCAAGGCCGGCAUGCUCGACGAGAUCAUCAACUACGUCCAGUCCCUGCAGAAGCAAGUCGAGUUCCUGUCCAUGAAGAUCGCCGCGUCCAACCCGGUGGUGAGCUUCGACAUCGUCGAGGACCUUUUCGGCAGGCAGCUGAAGCAGGCGUGCAGCCCUGCCGCCCUUCCUGCGAUGGCUCUGCCGGCGGGGCAGCUGGAGCCGACCGGCCUUCAGAUGAGCCCCUUGCAGCAGGUGCACCCAUCUGCAGCAGCAGGCUCCAAUGGCUUUGGGCUGGACAUGGUCGUCAACAACCUGUACCCUUCCGCCGCCGCGAGCUGCCCCGUGUCGGCUGCCACGCCGGUGAUGGCGGCGGGCGGACCGUCGAUCGAGCCGUGCCUCAACGUGAAUGGAGCUGCUGCUGCUGCCUGGGACAUUGGCUCCCAAAAUCUCUUCGGUGGAUUUGAUGCACAAUUCCAGUCAGUAGAAAGUGACUGCUUGCUAGACAACCUCAAAAUGGAAAUGUAAGAAGAAUUAAUCCUCGUUACUGGAGUUUUAACCACAGCAAAAUUUGUGGCUGAAGAUUCUUUAUUCGUAGCAGCUGUACUAAUUAAGUAUUCUGUCAGCAAUGGCAAUACAAGUACAUUUCAUAUGUUCUA